UCGAAAGGGAACGAAAUGUGGCACUCGGCAUGGGUCAGAGAGCGUCAGUGUGGCUGUGGUAUUCGUGGGGUGUGGUCAGUGUUGCUGCUGCACAAUGACCUGGCUGGCGUGGUACUCCCUGGCAGCCACUCUGGUACGAUAGUUUGUGGUGAUUUGUACGUGGCGGCGGUACAGCUGGCGGCGGCGAUGCCCAGUGGGUCAGGUCACAAGAGGCCUUCCCACUUCAAAGGAGGCUCCAACUACGUGGGGUUUGACCGUAAGGAGCUCCACCAGCGCCUCCACGGCCGUCACUACAGCUCCACCUACGACCCUGAUUACUACCGCGACGAGUGCCUUAGUCAGGGCCUCACCUGUGUGCCUGAGGACGACUGCGUAGCCAAGACCCCUAAUGGGUACCUGGAGGGUCGUGUGUGUCCCAUCAACUUCGUGCCUCACAACAGCCUGUGCGUCCUGCCGGGCAUCAAGAACAAGGUGGAGCCGCGUACACAGGCGCAGGUGGUGGACUACUGUGCCAGGUUGCGCACCAGACCUUACUAUUUCCAGAACGCAAAGGAGUGGCGGGAUUUCUACGGCUUCGUCGGUCAACACGCUGCAGAGUACUACGAUCUCUUCAUGUUGGACUCUCGCUGGGAUGAGGACCACGAACGCUGGGAGUGGCUGUCUACCGGAGAUGAGAUCGAGUGGGAGAAGAUACUACAACACGACAACUGCUCACUGGGGAACAAGGAGCUGGUGCGAGAGGAGAGUGGCUGCCUGGCUUUCUCCGUCGACAGAACAUCCAAUUGUCUAAGGUUGAGGAGGAUUGAGUGCACAGAUACCUCGCUGCCAUUCUUCUGCAAGGACGGGAGUUACGAGAGCCGGUGUGGACAGAAUGAAAACAGCCUGUGUUGCGCCGUGCCCACCUACAGCUACUACAGCAAGAACAAGUACGGAGGGCCCGGCUCGCACGGCAUCCACGGGGCGAGCAAGAGGGAGUGUUGGAUCAAGCUGGACUACCCCACCACCAAGACCGUCACGUGUCACAGAGCUCUGGACGUCCUGGGGAACCUACAUCCGUACCCCCAGCCUGUGAGGGUCGGCCGCUCCUACUACUACUUCUCCCGCAACCCGUGCAGACUGUCGCGCCAGGCGGUGGUCUCCGGCAUGGAGGUGCACGACUUCAUCACCAGCUACCUGCUCACCGAGGAAGUGGAGAUAGAGGAGCAGAUCUUCAUUGUCGGCCUCAGAUAUGAUACCAAGGAGGACGAGUUCUUCUGGGUCAAUGGGAAGCGAGUGGACUACUACAACAACGAGACUUUCUGGGCGAGUGGGCAGCCGGACAAGCAGAGCGGCACGAGCAAGGUGAGCUGCGUCUCCUACAAGAAGAACGGCAAGAACAGCUAUGCGUGGCAUCUUUACCGCGCCGAGGAGUGUGCGGGGCCAGCGGUGGUCAAUGUGUGUGAAAUGCCAAUUCGGUCCACCAAGCUCGUGCCGUCAGCCAAGAAGGUGGAGUGUGGUCAGAGGCUGGAGCGGGGAGUCCUGGCACGAUCCUUCUACAAAGACGUCGGUUAUGAUGACGAAGAGGCGCAGUAUGGCGAAUUCCCUUGGCAUGUGGCGGUGUUGCAGCCCAGCACGUAUUAUGACGGAGUGGUGAUGGUGUUUGUGUGUUCCGGUGUCCUCAUCCACCCCGAGUAUGUCCUCACCUCUGCCCACUGUGUCAUCUACUCCGGCAAUGGUGACUUUUCCGUGUCCUUCGGUGAGUGGGACCUGAAUGACGACAGCGGCCAGAUCCUGGAGACGAAGCUGGUGGCUGUGAACGACGUGAUCAUCCACCCAGAGCACAAGUCGACGUCCCUGAUGCAUGACGUGGCAUUGCUGCAGCUGGAGGGAAAGGUGGAUGUGGACUCCUACCCUCACUUCGGGAUGGGCUGCCUGCCGUACCCCAGGGUGUUCUACUACGCCAGCCACGCAUGGGACUGCUUCACUGUGGGCUGGCCGGCGACCAAGCAAGGGCGCACAGAUCGGCGUGUCCUGCAGCGAAUCGAAUCUGACUUCCUGAGUAGUGGUCGCUGCCGCCGCUACACAAAGACCUACUACGACAGCGCCAGGGAGUACGGCAAGGAGGGCGAGGGUUAUGACAAGGAAUACGGCGCCCACCACCUCUAUUAUGAACACCAUGGCUACUUCGAGGACAAGUUUGUGCCGCUCAUCUGCACGGAGCCGUAUGAAUCUGAUUCCUGUCUGGAUGACAACACUCCCAUCCUGGUGUGCAAGAAGGCCAGCUUUGUGGCGGACGAUCCUCUCACCGGCGGUGUUUACGAUGGCCCUGGCGAGCACUAUGGUGACGACUAUGGCCCUGGUGAUAAGUACUAUGGCCCCGGUGACAAGCAUUACGGCCCUGGCGAUCACUACAGAGGCCCUGGGGAUAAAUAUGAUGGCCCUGAUCACUAUAGAGGACCUGGCGAUAAGCAUUAUGGCCCUGGCGACCACUACAGAGGCCCUAGCUAUGAACACCACGGCCCUGACCGCUACGGAGGCCCUAAAGAAGAGCAUUAUGGCUCAGACGACCACUACAGAGGCCCUCGGGAAAGCCACCACGCCCCUGACCACUACAGAGGCCCUGAGGAAGAGCAUUAUGGCCCUGAUGACCACCACAAGCGCCCUAGUGGCCACCGUGGUCGCGCCUUUGGCAGCACACACAGUAACCGCCUUCGUCUGUGGAACAGCCGCAUCGUCAAUCCUUUCGGCGACGACCGCUUUGACAGUGACCGGUGGUACGUGAUGGGCAUCGGCCACGACCUCAACUCCUGCGACUCCUACGGCGACACUCACAAGGCAGAUUCGCACCACUCCAAGCACCGCCGCCCUCACCAGGUCUUCACGCCAGUCCACAAGUACCUGUCCUUCAUUCACCAGCACCUGGAGCCCCAGCCCGCCACCGAGCAGGACGUAGCAGAUUAUCCUGACGGCCUGGCCCCGCACGCAUAUCCUACACAGGCUUAGCAGGGGAGGGUCGUGAAGGGGUUCUCAAUUACGAAGCUGUAAUAGAUUUGUAAUAGACAUUUUUUAAGUAAAUAAUAAAUUUGUAAUAGGUAA
Molecule: messenger RNA, 3075 nt
Organism: Portunus trituberculatus (swimming crab)
Lineage: Eukaryota; Metazoa; Arthropoda; Malacostraca; Decapoda; Portunidae
Exons: 17
Coding region: 16-2982 (988 amino acids)
Biological process (GO): proteolysis
Molecular function (GO): serine-type endopeptidase activity
Source: RefSeq, a predicted model, not a curated record